Messenger RNA from Meloidogyne enterolobii, 387 nucleotides. Lineage: Eukaryota; Metazoa; Nematoda; Chromadorea; Rhabditida; Meloidogynidae. The record is from the annotation of a GenBank genome assembly.
AUGAAUGAUUCUUCGUUUGGUUUUCGAAAUAUAAAAGGAUAUAUUACAUUGGGAGAUGAUGGUUAUAUUUGGUAUAAAUUCUUAAAUACUGCUGAAAUUUCAUUUGAAAUUCCUUCAUUUUCUUGGAAUGACGGAGAUAUUUUUGGUUGUGGAUUAGUUUUUCCACCCACAAAAAUGUUAGAAAAACAUCCAUAUGUUUUCUUUACACAAAAUGGAGAUCAGAUUGGUAAAGCAGUAUUAUUGAAGGAAGAAAGUGAUGAUUAUUAUGAGUUAUAUUUAAGUUUAUAUUGCUCUUCUAUAGAAACAAACUUUGGUAAUGAUUUAAAAACUAAACCAUUUUGUUUUGACAUUUCUAAACAUUUGUUUGCUGAGGAAUUUUAUAAUUAA